GUGCAUUAUAGUCAGAAUGCCUAGCUAUUCGUCGUUGAAGUAACCGGAAUCAGAGAAAAGAACCCGAGCAGCAGACCAGCAUAAGAUAGGGCUAGAAGGAUUUGAAUUAAUCGACAAAUUUUAUAGACCGGCAAUCAGACCAAGAUGGCCUCAAAUACCAACAGAAGAACAGACAGUGAUAAGUGCAAGAGAGGCGGCACACAUGUAUCGUGGGAUAGUUGUAGUUGACUAUCCAAGGGAACGUGGCAAGGCAAAGAAAGAGGCGGAGGAAGAAGGACGAGCUAAGGCGGAGAAAAAGGCAGUGGAUGAAGAAAGAAAGGCUAAGGUUGAAAAGAAAGCAAAGGAAAAAAGACCGGCUAGGGUUGACAGGGAGGUAGCGGAGGAAGAAAGACAGGCUAAGGCCAAGGAGGAGGCAACAGAGAAAGAAAGACGGGCUAAGGCCGAGGAGGAGGCAGCGGAGGAAGAAAGACAGGCUAAGGCUGAGGAGGAGGUAGCAGAGAAAGAAAGACGAGCUAAGGCUGAGGGGGAGGCGGCGGAGGAAGAAAGACGAGCUAAGGCUGAGGAGGAGGCCGCAGGGGAAGAAAGACCGGCUAAGGCUGAGGAGGAGGCAACAGGGGAAGAAAGACUGGCUAAGGCUGAGGGGGAGCCGGCAGAGGAAGAAAGACGGGUGAAGGCUGAGCGAGUGGAACAGAUAGAAAAGGGGAAGACAUUGUACAAAGCAAUAUGUGCAAACAACUGGACCAUGGCAUAAGCAUCCCUAGAUGAAAACCCUAGUGUCUUGACUGCUAAAAUCACUUCUUCAGGCAAAACAGCACUUCACGUGGCUGCAUUGUUUGGUCAUAGGUUUAUAGAUGAGGAGCUAGAGGGAUUAGUGCCUUCAGAAUUCCUAGAAACUACUGAUGACUUUGGCAACACGCCUCUUUUAAUUGCUACAAUCACGGGAAUCACUCAAGUUGCAGAAUGCCUGGUGAAUAAGAACACCAACAUACUCGGCAUUGCAAACUCAACUGAUGAACUUCCUCUCACUCUGGCUUUUCUGAAUGGUCAUCAACAUAUGGGACGUUAUCUUUAUUCUAAAACUCCAUUGAGUUACCUCCACCCAGAGAAUGCUCCUCUGCAGGGUGCUAUGCUACUUCAUUGCUGUUUCCAAACACAAUGUUACGAUAUUGCUUUGGACUUGCUUAAUCGAUGCCAAGAUUUGCUUUUUGCAUCGGAUAAAGAGGGUUGGAAACCAAUUUAUGGUAUAGCAACCAUGAACUCUGCAAUUCCCAGGUGAAAUGAACUUAUCUUUUGGAAACGAUUGAUCUUUGACUGUAAGUAUAUCCCUAGUUAAAUAUGUCUAACUGUCUCUCUUUUUCAUAAUAAUGUUUAUAUUUUAUGCUCUCCUUUGUUUAGAAUCUACAGUGCAGCAUUAUAUGGCUCAAGUAGACCGAAACCUAAUUUAAUUUUGUGUCUGAAUGAAAUUCAAUCAUAGAUUAAUAUAUAGAUUUAUUAGCAAUUUCAUUAUUUGUGUGCCUUUCUAUAGUACGUGUAAACUAAAA
Messenger RNA from Prosopis cineraria, 1541 nucleotides. RefSeq lists its product as uncharacterized. The transcript is spliced from 3 exons. Bases 203 to 751 code for a protein of 182 amino acids. The record is from RefSeq and is a predicted model, not a curated record. NCBI's taxonomy places the organism in Eukaryota, Viridiplantae, Streptophyta, Magnoliopsida, Fabales, Fabaceae.